AUAACACGAUCAUGGCCGCCGGUUGAGUAACUCGCAGUUUACCUUUUGCCGCAGUGAUUUACGCGCGAAAUGGGCUCGAGAUUAAGGCCUUUCCCUGAGAGGAUUUUUGAGUGCUUUUUGGAAGUCGCUGCCCCGACAGAUAGUGAAGGUCCAGAAACAAAGUUUAUUCAUCCCACAGACUUUGAUGAAAAAGAAGCAUUAAAGGCAAUUCCUCAGUUUUGCUAUCCUUGUGUCACAAGUUCGGAAGCUGUCCAGCACUACACUUUUGUUCUCACUGAUAUUGAAGGAAAGUAUAGAUUUGGGUUUUGCCGCUAUUCUCCAGAUGUCAAGACCUGCCUCUGCAUUUUAAGCUAUUUGCCGUGGUUUAAAUUUUUUUAUGAGCUUCUGAAUAGGAUUUCAGACUUGAAGAGAGAAAAUGAGAUUAAUGCCAUACUUCCAAUACUGAAUCAUCUAUAUGGUCAAGCACCUAAAGAACCAGGCUCCAAGUUAUCUGUUGCAGUGGAUGGAAGCAAAAGAGAUAUUUCCUUUGUUGUGCCAGACACUACUAAGCUACCCAGUAUACCAGAUGAUAGGAACCUGACAGAUUACUUUGCUGCUGUCCAUCCCUCGAAUAUGAUUUUUAUAUUUGCCAGUAUGUUCUUUGAAAGAAGAAUAAUAGUGACAUCCAAGAAGCUUAAUUUGCUAACUGCUUGUACAUAUGGAGCAUCAUCCCUUUUAUAUCCGAUGCACUGGCAACACAUGUUUGUUCCUAUUGUGCCACGGCAUCUGUUGGACUACUGUUGUGCACCAAUGCCAUUUUUGGUGGGAGUUCAUUCAUCACUAAUGCCGAAAGUUCGUCUAAUGCCACUUGAUGAAGUUGUUAUUUUUGAUGCUGAUACAAAUACAAUAGAAAGUCCAUUUGAUGAUGUAGCACAGCUUCCUUCUGAUGCAUUAUCAACUCUCAAGAGCACCCUUAAAAAACCUGUUUAUCCAAUUGAUGACCAUGUUUCAAGGGCUUUUUUAUGUGCCAUGGUGUCACUUAUAGGAUGCUACAGAGAUGCUUUACGGCUCAAGACUGGCGAAAAGAUUGUCUUCGACAGGGACUCAUUUGUCCAGUCAAAGUCUAACAGUAAAAGACAGUUACUGGAAUUCAUUCUUCAGUUGCAAAUAUUUGAACAGUUUAUUGCAGAAAGACUAGACAUGUUAAAUGAAGGAAGAGGAUUCAACGAUGCUUUUGAAGAACAAAUCGGUUUACAGGCUGAAAAUAAAGGAAGCUGGAAAUCACAGUAUCAGUCGUGGAUGAAUGAAACUAAGAAAUCUGGCGGUGCUUUCCUCGAUAAGGCUGGUAACAUGGUGAAGAAACAGUGCAAGAAUAAAUGGAAAACUGCGAAGGAUGGAAUUAAAUCAGUUAGAGCUGAUUUAGCGGAUAUACUGAAGGGAAAGGAUGAGGACGAGUAUGCAGGAGAACAGAAGAGAUCAAAUACCAAUCCGGAAUUCAAGUCGUUCUCAGUUUACAGACUUUCACCUUUUAACAAGAGAAGAACAAUUUCGCCUGUUGAGUUCGAAAAACUCAAACUGGAAAGUGGCGCAAAGGAGCGCCCACCCAGACCUCCUCCGCCUCGGCCAAGUCCUUACAGCGCUUCUGCCAAGCGCCCUCGCGCUUCAGUCAUGUCAACAGCGGAGGGAAAGUUCUCCCCUAAGCUGGUUGCACGCAGCAGUGCCCCCAAUCUGUCAUUGGAACCUGUUGUGGCCGAACUCAUCUCACUGGAUGACAUUCCAAAUUCGUCAAAUGCUAGUGAUAGGACACAAGGCUCGACUGAUUCUUUGGAAAUGGGCUCUUUAAAUACAUCCAGCGAGGAUACAAAUUCAUUCCUACCCCUAGAAACAUCCAUAAAUGAAUACUCUGCUGGAGACAUCACUCCCUCGGGAACCUUUAGCUAUGAGGAUGUAGACAUAAACGUAAGACGAUCAAAUUCAACUAGGCAUAGUUCAGAGAGUAAUGAAGCGUCUGUAGAGAGGAGCAAAUCAUCUCCGUCACGACCAAAACCACCAGUUCCAAAGAGACCAGCUUCGGUAAAGAGAAAGCCUCAAGACUCAGCGAACCCUCUAUUAGAAAACGCACACAUGGGGGAUAAUGUUACAUCAACGUCAAGUGCGACGAAGCCACCCAAAUCAGUGGACGAUAUAUUAGAAAGUGCUCAAAUUGAUGACACGAUUUCUCCAUUGAGGCCAGUGUCGUUAUCAUUAUUACGAGACACGAUGGCGUCACUUCCGGUUGAUGCACAAGAGUUUUUGUUUCCUGAGACGGACGUUAAGUCUCUUGAAGUGGGUACUGGAGCACAAAAUAGCAGUAAUGCAAAUCCAAAUUUAGGAAAUAAUAGAAAUGAAGCUGAACUUCCACAAAGUGUCUCGACGUCGAAUCAUAUAGGUGCUGUGGAUUUAUCUCUCUUGGAAAUUAGAACAGACAGUGGUCCUGAUCGCAAUGUGCCAAAGAGUAACCAAGCGCUAGAAGUCAACCAAAAUGUGGAUACCAAGAGCGAAGAAAUCAAGUGCGAUAAACAAAGUGGUACUUCUAAUUCCCAGCAAAGUUGGGUUAACUUUGAUUAAUGUAUAUAAUAUGUUAAGUAUGAAAAUUUCUCAUAAAAUUACUUUUAUUCGGUCGUCAAAUGCUGGCGAGUGAUUUUUUGAAUUUCAAUCAUCGACUUCAUUCUCGUUGUUGUAAAAUUCAAAUAUGUAGAAUGUAAAUCAAGUAGCUGCCUAUUUUACGCCCACGACAAAUUUGUAUGGAAAUAUUUUGGGUCGAUCCCGUUCUUGUUUAUAUUCUACGGUCAUUUAAACUUGUUGGGAAUCAUCCACGUCUAAUAACCGGAAAACAAACACAAGAUUAAAGAUAUAUCUUAACAUU
Molecule: messenger RNA, 2884 nt
Organism: Pocillopora verrucosa
Lineage: Eukaryota; Metazoa; Cnidaria; Anthozoa; Scleractinia; Pocilloporidae
Product: DENN domain-containing protein 1B
Biological process (GO): endocytic recycling; endocytosis
Cellular component (GO): intracellular membrane-bounded organelle; cytosol
Molecular function (GO): guanyl-nucleotide exchange factor activity; phosphatidylinositol phosphate binding
Source: RefSeq, a predicted model, not a curated record